This is a messenger RNA of Arachis stenosperma, 398 nucleotides long. RefSeq lists its product as uncharacterized. The coding region runs from base 35 to 364 and encodes 109 amino acids. NCBI's taxonomy places the organism in Eukaryota, Viridiplantae, Streptophyta, Magnoliopsida, Fabales, Fabaceae. The transcript has 3 exons. The record is from RefSeq and is a predicted model, not a curated record.
AAUUCUUUUAUUCAAGCCACUAUCUGUAAGGUUAAUGGAAGAGAUGCUCACCAUCCUCCGUCCUCCCUCCAUCUUUCCUCCGCCACUAACCUCUCGCUCAAUCAUUACUCUUUCUGCCACCGUUACUGCCACUGCAUCUCCUCCUUCAUCCAGAUCUGCCGCCGCUGCUACGUCUCUUCCUUUGUCCAUAUCUGCGAUUGUCGCCUCUCCCCCCUUCGCAGCACCCAGGACCGCCUCUCCCUCUUCCUCUUUUAGUCUGCCAUUGCCGCCUUUCUCUCUACCUCGGCUGAUUUGUGAUGAACUAUGUGUGAUGAUAAAUCUAGUGGUGGAAAUGAUGGAUAGUAGUGGCAGCAAUGGUGGUUAAUUUUUUUGUUUUAAAACAAAAUUUAUUAUAGGGA